Messenger RNA from Clonostachys rhizophaga, 1236 nucleotides. NCBI's taxonomy places the organism in Eukaryota, Fungi, Ascomycota, Sordariomycetes, Hypocreales, Bionectriaceae. The record is from the annotation of a GenBank genome assembly.
AUGAAGGCGUAUGCGAUGAUGAACUCGCCGUUGGGCUCCCCGACGCUCGCCGCCUCAACGGCCAAGUUCAGGAACAGAAUACCCACACAAGUCAAGCGAAGCGUGCCCUUGUACGCCGCCAUUGUCUUCUUCUUCCUCCUCAUCCUCAACUGGGACCUCUUCUACUCACCUGCCACAAUUAUCUGGAAUGGCUACGCGGCACGACCGACGCGCCCGGGCAGCACAUUCCCCCAGAAGAUAUGGCAGACAUGGAAGAUCGAUCCGAUGAGGUUCGGCAUCCGCGACUCCGUCAUCGCCCACACAUGGCUCGAGAAGAACCCCUACUUGCGAUAUGAGGUCAUCACCGACUUCAAUGACCUCACCUGGAUUGAGGAGAAGUUUGGCGCCCGCGGGCUGAACCGCCCAGACAUUAUCCACUUCUACCAGAGCGUCAACCUGCCCAUCAUCAAGGCUGACCUGCUGCGGUACAUGAUUAUGUACGCUGAGGGUGGGGUCUAUGCAGACAUUGACGUCGAGGCCAUGAAGCCCUUCCAUCGCUUCUUCCCCGAGCACUUCGACGAGAACGACUACGAUAUGAUUGUGGGUGUGGAGGUAGACCAGCCCGAGUUCCGCAACCACCCAAUCCUGGGGUCCAAGUCCGAGUCAUUCUGCCAAUGGACAAUAGUCUCCCGUCCUGGGCAGCCAGUGAUGCUCAAAUUGAUUGAGAAUAUCAUGGCCUGGAUGAAGAAGGUUGCGCGAGAGCAAGGAGUUGCCAUCGGAGCUGUCGAGCUUGACUUUGACCAAGUCAUCAGCGGAACGGGCCCCUCUGCCUUCACGCGGGCUUUGCUAGAUGAGAUGAACAGCAAGAGGAAGCGCGGAGAGGGAAAGGUGACUUGGGAUAAUUUCCAUAAUAUGUACGAGUCCAAGGUGGUGGGACGUGUGCUGGUGCUGACAGUAGAGGCCUUCUGCGCUGGUCAGGGGCACUCAGACUCUGGCAACCACGACUCGCGAAACUCGCUGGUCAAGCACCAUUACCACGCGUCAAAUUGGCCAUCAAAGCAUAGGAGAUAUCUGCACCCUGCCUAUGGGCAAGUGGAGGACUGUAAUUGGGAGCCAACUUGUGUGGCGACGUGGGAUAAGAACGUGAAGGAGUUUGACUCGUUGCCGCCGAAGGAAAAGCAGGCGAAGAUUGACGAGUACAAUGAGAAGGUACGGCAAGAACAAGAAGAAUACCAGAGACAACUAUUGGAAGGAUAG